AUGAAUAAUAGUUAUAUCCAAGACAAUUGCCUCUUAAGACAGACAACGGCGCCAAUUCCAAGCGAAUAUUUAAAACUAAUGGCGGAACAAUAUUCGGAAUUAGCACAAAUAAGAGAAUACAAUCAACAGCCAUUCUAUUACGAAUCAAAUGAAAUAGACAGAAUAUCAGGAAAUAUUUACGAUAAUGGAAGGGUUGUAGAAACACCUUCAGAUACAGAAUAUAAAUUAAAUGACACACCAAAUAUGAUGGAUUUUUAUCCUUCCAACAAUACAUUUGAUAGUGAUAAUAGUACCAUAUGUAGUGAGAAUGAGGAAGUUCCAAAAAGCCAAUUAGAGGUAAACUUAUUUGCAAAGGCAUUCAAUCAAAGUUAUUUAUCUUUAGUGGAUAGAGAAGCAAUGAAUUAUGAAGUUCCUUAUGCUAAAAUAAAGAAUGAAGAAAGCUCUCCAAAAAUUUCAAAGCUUGAAAUCAUACCAAGUAAGUUGAGUAAUUUUGAAGUUAAAAGGAAGAGUCCAUCUUCAAAGAAGCCAGUUUUGAAGACAUUAAUUUUUAAAAAUAAUAAUGAACAGAUUGCCAGAUCUUGUAGAAAUAAGUAUUUAAAAUCUGAUACAAAUUCUUUAAACAAGAUUAAGAAGAGAAAGCUUGUAUUGGAUGAAGAACGUAGAGCAUAUCUACUAGAAAAAAAUCGUGCUGCUGCUUCGAAAUGUAGGAGAAAGAAGAAGAUUGAAGAAUUACAACUCAAGACUGAUGUCGCAAGAAUGUCAAAGGAAAAUAUAUUUCUAAAAAAUAGGAUACAAUAUUAUGAAAAAUGGAUGGUAGAAUUUCAAAUAUUCCUUAGAGAACAUUUGAAAUCCUGUAUGUUUGACGACAAUACCAAUUCUAUGGUUAAUGAAUUCUUGCAGAAUUAUAAUCCGGACAUUUAUAAUUUCUCAAAUGACACUACUGGCUAUUGUUGA
Vanderwaltozyma polyspora DSM 70294 is the source of this 954-nucleotide messenger RNA. RefSeq names its product bZIP transcription factor. The record is from RefSeq and is a predicted model, not a curated record. NCBI's taxonomy places the organism in Eukaryota, Fungi, Ascomycota, Saccharomycetes, Saccharomycetales, Saccharomycetaceae. The coding region runs from base 1 to 954 and encodes 317 amino acids. Gene Ontology annotation, molecular function: DNA-binding transcription factor activity. Gene Ontology annotation, biological process: regulation of DNA-templated transcription. The transcript has a single exon.